This is a messenger RNA of Neodiprion fabricii, 3223 nucleotides long. RefSeq names its product pseudouridylate synthase 7 homolog (gene Pus7). Gene Ontology annotation, biological process: pseudouridine synthesis. Bases 399 to 3191 code for a protein of 930 amino acids. The record is from RefSeq and is a predicted model, not a curated record. The transcript is spliced from 5 exons. Lineage: Eukaryota; Metazoa; Arthropoda; Insecta; Hymenoptera; Diprionidae. Gene Ontology annotation, cellular component: nucleus. Gene Ontology annotation, molecular function: pseudouridine synthase activity; RNA binding.
CAUGUUGAUAUGUACUUCAAAGACCUCCAACAAUUGUGAAGGUGCCUGAAGGUGUUAACUGAAGGGAUUUCGAGAUAAGGCGCGGCAUUAAUUCAAAUUAAAUCGUUGUCUCGGAUCCGGUGUUUCUUCGAUUCGUGCCUGUCCGACGGGCCGAGGCCAACUCUUUCAACGACCGUGAGACCGCGCGAAAGGACAUAACCUAAAUUUCAUUCGGUUAAUCUGACUCGUGAUUCUUGUGUAGAGUAGGGUAGUCUGCCAACGUGGUUCACGAACAGCUAUCAAAAAUUUUCUCUUCUAAUUUGAAAAUUAAACCAGUCUACUUCACAUAUCAAUGUGAUCUCAUAGCGAUACUUAAAGCGGCUAUAGUUUAAGUUGAGUAUUAUUAAGUACAUAAAAGAAUGCAGAGAAACGGUGACGGUAAACAAGCCGGUACCGGCAGCUCUGACGGCAGGGGACAAACCGGUCAUCGCGGUCAUACUGAUCGGAUUUUCCAUGGGGGUGGACGAUCGUUCUCCAGGGGAGGUUAUUACGGCGGCGGCGGCGAUGGUUGGGGUCAUCGCGGAGGCGGUGGAUACCGUGGCUAUCGCGGUAGAGGUAGAGGCUACCGAGGCGGCAACCAAAACAGAAGAGGGAACAAAAGAAACCAGGGAAAUCUCGACAUCGAUGGCAAAAGACUGAAAAUGGAGGUAGGAAAUCGAUUGAAAGAAGUGGACAUUGGCGUCACUGAAUUCGUCGGAAAUCAUAACGGAUUCUCAGGUGUUGUAAAGGAGAGAUACGGAGACUUCCAUGUACACGAAAUAACUUUGAACGGUGAAAUAGCCAAACUCACAAACCAGACCAUACCUCCAGAACCAGAUCAACUGGAGAAUAUGGAAGAUCUGAAAAAGGAAAUUCCUCCAGAAGUUUGGAAACAAUUGGAAACACUGAUAGAAGCUGACAGUGUGGUUUUGUCUGUGGAAAUCAACGUCACUACUAUGAACAAAGACGAGCGCCGUGCUAUUCAUGCAAUUGCAAAGAAAAUACCAAAUACCAUUAGCCAAACCAUGGAAAAAGGGGAAACAAAAUUCAUCGUUGUCGCCAAGGUUAACAAGCAGAAACAAAGUGGGCGCAUGUUCCGCCGAGAUCAACGCGUGGAUUGGGCUCGCCGUGGUGGAAAUUAUUGUCAAUUUCUUCUCCACAAAGUGAACAUUGACACAAUGGACGCGUUAAACCAAAUGGGAAUGUAUUUAAGAUUGAAAUCCAACAUGUUUAACUAUGCCGGAACAAAGGAUCGUAGAGCCCGAACGACCCAAUGGGUUAGUUUGAAAAAAAUAAAUCCACUCGACAUUUUGGCAGCAGCGAAAUCAGUCCGAGGUGCUUACGUUGGUAACUUCAAAUUUUGUGACGAGCCCCUCAAACUCGGAAUGUUGAGUGGAAACCGGUUCAGCAUUGCAUUGAGAAGUGUUACUGGAUCUGAUGAGGAAAUUGACAAAGCUAUGACUUCGUUGCGUGACAAUGGGUUCAUUAAUUAUUACGGUCUUCAGAGGUUCGGAACAGUAGCUGCAAUUCCAACACAUGAAAUUGGAAAAGCGUUAUUGCAAGGCAAAUGGCAUGAAGCAAUUGAACUCAUAUUAAAACCGCGAGCUGGUGAACUGCAAAGGGAUCUUGUCGAAGCUAGAGAGAUAUAUCAAAAAUCUAAGGAUGCUCAUGCAGCAUUCAAACGAAUUAGCAGGCCUGAUAAAAUAGAAGCCAAACUCUUGUGGGGUCUUCACGUCUGUGGCGACAAAAAUCCUCAAGGAGCGUUAGACUGGAUUCCCAGGAACACAAGUUUAAUGUACAUUCAUGCCUAUCAGAGUUUUAUCUGGAACCUAAUGGUGUCUAGGAGGAUAAAAGAGUUGGGACCAAAACCUGUGGUUGGGGAUUUGGUGUACGAAAAUCGUAACUUUAAUGAAGAGACUGAUAGAUUAGACUUUAGUCAUCACCAUAACGAAGACGAGAGUGAAAAUGAUAAGAAGCAAAAUCCUGCCACGGACAAAAAUAGAGCUAAUAAAAGCGAUUUGACCGAAGUAGGCAAACCAGAAGAAGCAGCCGAAAAUAAAGAGGGACAUAAGGUUGAGGAUACUCAAAUUGAGGGAAAGGAUGCAAUGAAAAUUGAAAUAGAUGAAGUAAAUAUGGAAUUAGCUCCAGCUAUUGAUAAUGAGAAUAACGCGGAUGCUGCAAAAGAUACAGAAAAUGGGCAGGAAAGAGAGAGGAAGAGGGAAGCAGUCGAAAAUAAAGAGGAAAAUAAAGUCGAGGAUCCAGAAAUUGAGGCAAAGGAUUCAACGAAAAUUGAAGUAGAUGAAGUAAAUAUGGAAAUUGUUCCAGCUGUUGACAAUGAGAAUAACUUGGGUGUUGCAAAAGACACAGAGAAGGUGGAGGAAGUCAAGAAUGACUUGAACCAAGAUAAAAACACAGCUGAAGUAGACAAAGAAGAUCUGCGUAGUCUCCCAGCUGUUAAAAUUUUGACUGAGGAAGAUUUAUCUGAUUACACACUGGCUGAUAUUGUUAUGCCUCAACCUGGAUGGAGAGUGACUUACCCAACAUAUGCCAAACCAUGGUUUGAUGAAAUCCUUGCUAAGGAUGGUUUAACUACAGAUCUCAGACAAAAAAACAGAAAAUAUACAUUGGGUGGGGCAUACAGAAAGAUGUUGGAAAUUCCAUCUGAUAUCUCUUGGCGAAUCAUGCGGUACCAAGAAAGAUACGACGAUCUGAUUCUGUGCGAUAUUGAUGAAAUGCGAGGCCUACCAGCACCAAAGGAAAACCCAGAGGGCAGGUACAAGGCAUUAAUCGUUGAGAUGUCUCUCAGGCCGAGCACGUACGCGACGAUGGCAUUGCGUGAGAUUUUGAAAUGCGAUACAUCGUCGCAAACGCAGGCCGCCCAAUCUGCCGCAAACAAAGCAGAGGAAGACGAAAGAGAGAAAAAAGAAUCAACCAACGAAGAUGAACAGAAAUCUCCCGACGUUGAAGUGAAAGAAGACAAGGAAGCCAUUGACGAGGAUAACGGAACGAAAAUGGAAGUGGUGAUGGAGACUGAACCGAAAGAAGAAAAGAUGGACGUUGCUGACGACAAGGAAAACGAUGAUGAUAAAGAUACGAAGACAUUGACCAUGGAAACCGAUUGCAUUGAAAAUACGAUCAACAUCGAUAUCGAUUCUGUUAUAGCUAAGCCAUAAGCAAAUAAAGUUAAAUAAACAAUUGCAAUAUA